UAGGUUCGGUCUUGACCAUGCGAAGCUACGACCAUUGUUCUCUCGGUAGUUUGUGACUAGGAUUUGGGAAUCGUCUACAAUCGGUUGGCUCGCUACGCAAUACUGCCCACUGAGCCAUUACUUUGGAAGAUAGGAACAAGAGUACCUUGAGUGGCUGUCUUGUUGGACCCCCUAACAUGGCUCGAUUGCGAUGUAGCGUGCCUUUCUUGGCUGCUAUAGCCUCUAUAACCUUGAUAACUGCUCCUGCUCUUGUACAAUCCCUUGACAUGGAAUAUUGUGCAAGCAUGAAUACUGCCGAAACUCCAACCAAUAGCAGUAUAUGGCAAUCCAACGGGCUAUGCCACGACUUCUGCGUUGAUCACGACGGCACCGCAUAUGCCUUUGCCAUUGUUCAAUCGCACAGUUGCUGGUGCAGUGACUAUAUACCUGCCGAGUCAGAGCAAGUAGACACCGGCAAAUGCAGCGAUACCUGUCCCGGUUGGAAGCCAGACACUUGCGGCGCCCAAGGUCUAUACGGAUAUAUAGCACUAGGUUUGACCCCGUCGGGUACAGCAGAUGCGAGCACAUCAACAUCUACUACAGAGCAAACUACUACUCCGACCGUGGAAACAUCGAGUACUGUUACCUCAACAGACGACUCGACCACAAGUACCACUGCAACUAAGGCCUCUACAACUAUUAGAAUACCUGAAAGCACCCCUUCAAAGACAACCGACCAAACUACGUCCACACCUACUACGUCCGUCAAGACCGUAACGGCUGGUGGGACGAUUAGUUACGAGACAGUGACGGUGCUGCCAACGGCAAAUCCAGAUCCUGGAACCGGGUCGGGCCCCAGUGCUGACCACAACGGGACUACGACGUCGAGUAAAGGGCUUAGUAGCGGUGCUGCUGCAGGUAUCGCCAUUGGAGUCUUGGCUCUCGUUGCUAUCAUCGGUGGCAUUGCCGUCUUCUUCUGGCUCCAACGCAAGAAGCGCCGACAGGAGGAAGAGCUACAUUCCAGACCUCGUAGCCAUCUGAGCGGCUCACAGGGUAUGAUGAGCACACCAACGACCACCAUGGCGUCUAUAUGGGAUGGAGAAAACACGUCGACAGGCCGGAGAAACAGUCGUCUAAUGCCUCAUGAUCCUCGUAUGGACCCGUUUGCCACCAACAUUUACACGCGAUUCGAGAACAAGAGUCGAGAAAGUAUCAAUACCCUGCAAGAUAAUCAAGACUAUUCGAGGAAGGUGCUCCGAACAACGAAUCCCGAUCCUCCAGAUCAGUAAAGAAUGUUGAUGGACACGAGCAUUUUUUUUCGGGGUGGUGACAGUUGAUGGGCACGAGAUUUAGCCGUUUUCUUCGUCAUUGGGUCAUUGCAUUGCAUCUUUCUUUACGAGAUACCAGGACGGCGUUUCAGGACAUUGACAUUUGAGAGCGAAGUCGACACCU
This is a messenger RNA of Xylaria bambusicola, 1431 nucleotides long. RefSeq lists its product as uncharacterized. Lineage: Eukaryota; Fungi; Ascomycota; Sordariomycetes; Xylariales; Xylariaceae. The transcript is spliced from 5 exons. The record is from RefSeq and is a predicted model, not a curated record. The coding region runs from base 177 to 1268 and encodes 363 amino acids.